GUUUGUUUUGAAAGUUAAAGUGCCUUCAUUUCUUUUAAGUUGCAAAUUGAAAUUCGUUUAUUUCUGUGAAGUUGAGUGCAUAAGUUUUGAAAUGCCGUUUUGUUCAGUUAAAUCGUGUGAUAUUUCAUCAUACAAGAUACGGAAAGAAAAACUGACAGGGAGUAUACAUAGUUUUCCGCGGCAUGAGCCAAUCCGAAAGAAGUGGGCUCAGUUUUGUGGGUUGCCGUUGUCAACUGAUGCGAAGUUUGUGUGUUCGCAGCACUUCAAACCAGAAGACUUCGAAUGCCGGUAUCUUGUCGGUCAACGACCGUGUCUAGUUAAAAACGCCGUUCCAACUAUCCGUACGUCAGCUGAUGGAGAUCCGUCUGAUAGAAGUCUGCGAGGUAAACGUAAGGCACAGGCGGAACUGAUAGUCGAGUUAUUAUACUCAGAAUCUUCAAAAAGUCACGAAACACUGACUUCACAUUCACCAGUAUUGGACAACCGCAGCGAUAAAAAAACCAACAAAUUGGUAGUUAACAUUGUAGAAGAUGCUGUAGUACCAAUGGAUAAAAUCGUUCACUGCGCCCAGCGUGUGAGUCAAGUUUUGGACAUCGCUUCACAACAACGUACAGUACUUCAGGAAACCAUUUUUGAUCUGAGAAAUACCAUCCGAAAUUUACAAUUGAAGCUCAGCGAAAGAGACUCAGAAAUACAAAAAUUGCAAUGUUCAAACAUGGAUAAAGAUAGUCAGAUUUCCGAUCUGACUAGCAGAAUAGAAACCCUUCGAAAUUCAAUAGAAGACGUCCGUUCAGUUGCGCAAAGUCACGUAAAUAAUAAACUUCGUUCUGCCUUCCAAACACUUUUCUCUGUAAAUCAAACCGACUUAAUUUUGGGAGAAAAGAAAAAAGUUGUAUGGACGGCGGAAGAAAUAGCUUUGGCGUUCUCAAUAAGGUCUUUUAGCUGUAAAAAUGAAUUUAGAUAAGUUGAAGUAGUCUCUUGGUGCCAAAUUGCAUGGUGCCUUGGUGCCAUUUUGCAUACUGUAGUAAAUAGAUUUGAAACAACAGCAAAAAUAUUCUCAUUUAGCUAUUUUUUCAGCUUUAAAAGCCUAUCGUUAUAUCUUUAUAUUUCCACGCCUUACACCAUGAACUGUCGACACAAUUGAUACAAAAAUAAAGCUUUUUUUCCCCAAUGGUAUUGUUAAAAUAAGCGAUUGUACUUUCAACAUGA
Messenger RNA from Wyeomyia smithii (pitcher-plant mosquito), 1209 nucleotides. RefSeq lists its product as uncharacterized. The coding region runs from base 92 to 964 and encodes 290 amino acids. The transcript is spliced from 3 exons. The record is from RefSeq and is a predicted model, not a curated record. Lineage: Eukaryota; Metazoa; Arthropoda; Insecta; Diptera; Culicidae.